UUGUGUCUUUGGCGCCGAUCCUAUAUAAAAACCAGUGGACAAACCUCUUCUCUUAAUUAUUUCAUUUUUUUUGAAAGCAUCAGUUGGGUUGUUUAUUCCCCUUUUAAUAUAUACAUACACGUAGCUCUCCCUUCUAAUCCGCCAUGGACAUGAAAAAGAGACUCGCCCUCGAACUGAGAAACAGGAAAUUCUCCGAUGUCAAAGAAAUGGUCUUGGACAACUGCCGUUCAGAUGAUGGCAAAAUUACUGGCUUAACUUCUGAGUUUGAGAACCUAGAAUUCCUCAGUAUGAUUAAUAUCAACCUUGCAUCAGUUUCUAACCUACCUAAGCUUCCAAAACUCAGGAAGCUUGAGCUCAGUGACAACAGAAUAUCUGGGGGUUUAGAAGUCCUAGCUGAAAGAACUCCAAGUCUGACACACCUAAACCUCAGUGGCAACAAAAUAAAGGACAUGAACACACUGGAGCCACUUAAAAAGCUACCUAACCUAACAAGCUUGGACCUGUUCAACUGCGAGGUUACAAUGCUGAACAACUACAGAGAAAGCGUAUUUGAGCUUUUGCCACAACUGACUUAUUUAGAUGGAUUUGAUGCAGAUGACCAGGAAGCUCCAGAUUCUGAUCCAGAAGAUCUGACAGAGGAUUUAGACGAGAAUGGAGAGGAAGGAGAGGAGGAAGACGAAGAGGAUGAGGAAGAGCUUGAUGAGGAAGACGAAGAUGAGCUUGAUGAGGAUGAAGAGGAUGGUGUUGAAGAUGAGGAGGAUGUGGAAGAAGAGGAGGGAGAGGAAGAUGAGGAAGACGAUGACGAUGUUCCACAGGGUGAGAAGAGGAAAAGAGACUUGGAAGAUGAGGGUGAUGAAGAUGACUUUGAAGAGGAGGAGGAUGAUGAAUAAGACCAACAAGCUACUGGAUCUUUUUUUUAUGAACUGUCUGGGCUGGCCACCAGUGCACAUGUGCUUUUGUAGGUGAUAGCCUGCAGACCACUAUGCAUACGGCUGUCAGUCACCCACUCAUUUAUAUAUUUUUGUUUAUCAGAGUGUAGAUGUCUAGGGUUGAAAGAUGAGAUGUUAUUUCUGUACUGGUCUGAGUGAGGUUUUUUAUUGUUUGCCGCUUUAUUUAAAAGAUGGCCGCCUGGGGCUAUUCGCUGGGUCAGAUCGUAGGAUGUUUUUUAAAACCAUGGAAUUUUCUGUGAAAGUUCUGUGGUUCCUCUGAUCUGUGAAUGGUGCGUGGGUGUUUAAUUUUGGUAUUUGAAUCCAAAGACUGUCUCCCCCUUCCCCUACCAAUGUUCUGUAUGUAAACCAUGCCUUAAUAUUAAAUGUUUACCCCAAAUUAACAACCGGCUAUCCCGAUUUUCUUCAUAUUGGAAAUCAAUUGCAAAUUAACCCAGCCCUUACAAAUUUGUAUUUUUUGGAUAACUGGCUUUUCUUUGAUGCCAAACUAAAAGCUGGUCCUUAAGCAUUACCUUCACUGUCCUAAUAAGACUUUUCUCUUGAAAAGAAAGAUAUGGCAGUUUAAAUGGUAUUGCUCUUAAGACCCUCGUCAGAUCCUCCACAUCCUACCAUUUUACAGGUGAUAGCUGCAAUUCAUUCCACUCAAUACCUGUCUCCAUGAAUUAUUUCUCAAACCCCCCCCCCCCCCCCAGUUUUGUCCUUUGCUAGAGUCACAUUGAGAGGACUAACACUUAAACUGUUUUGUUGUGCAUAGUGACAGGUAUUCACAGGUAAUUGAGCUAAAAUGAAAUGCGUUAAAACUUUUUUUUUUUAUUGGAAGCCAUUCUUCUGCACCCAAGCGGACUACUGGAGUUUCAUCACUCCAGCGCUACAUUUAUUAAUGGCUUUUUUUUUUUUUUUUUUUCCCUCUCCCCCCUCCUGAGUUGUGUACACCAUUAGUCUCCUCCACUGGAUUAUCAUGCUUGUGGUUAGCUUGCAUCAUGGCACAUUACUUAUGGUUAUGACAAGCUGUUCUUCUUUUUUUUUUUUUAUCCCCCCCCCCUCAAAUAUAUAACCCUCUUGCCUCACUGUGCAGUAUAUUUUUGAGGAUCUUUCCAGGGUGAGUGUAAAUAAACCAUGACAAAUUGUCAAUGCCCUGUUUGACAGUGUAAAGCCAUUUGGUAACAAAUGUUGUCUGUAAAUAAUAAACAUUAGUUUUAAUUACAUGAAAAGCCUUUUCAGUUUACACGCAAAGUUACUUUUAUACUUAUUACAAAACAAUGUAAACUUUAAGAAGUUCUACAGAUAUCUUCAUAUGUUUGUCUUUCAACUAUGGCUCUAAAUUUUGUUAGGCAUUGGCAAAGAUUGGCUGCAGCAUUUUGUUAUUUUCAGUGCCAAGUCUAAUAGUGCAAUUAAAAUAUUAGGAUUUUAACAAUAAAUCCAGCGCUGAAAAUACCUUAAUGCUGUAGACAUUUGGCUUUAAUUUCUGUAACAAGUACUAUAUCUUGCCCGUGCCUAUUAAAAUUACAGGUAACUGAUUUAAUCUCCUGUUCCCUAAGUACAAGCAAAAAUCCAUACCAGUCAUCAUAGAUAUAAUUGGGCUUUCACUUUGGUAGUGAAUCUACUUUACAGAUGGCAAGAGGAAGGGGGAGAAGUGUCUAUAAUGCCCACACUUGUGUUUUGUAACCUUCAGGUAUUCUCCACUUUUCUGAACAAACACUUUUCAGCAGAACAUUGUUUACCUUUUGCUUUGGAGGAGAACCACUGCUGGAUUUACAAAAACAAAACUCUGACCCAAAUCAUCCAAUAUUUUUUAUUUUCUUUAGAUGUUACAGAAAUUGAAUAUGAAUAAGCCUUUUAAUAAUAAAAUGUUGGGAUUUUUA
Messenger RNA from Bombina bombina (fire-bellied toad), 2809 nucleotides. RefSeq names its product acidic leucine-rich nuclear phosphoprotein 32 family member B. Lineage: Eukaryota; Metazoa; Chordata; Amphibia; Anura; Bombinatoridae. The record is from RefSeq and is a predicted model, not a curated record. Gene Ontology annotation, molecular function: histone binding. Bases 144 to 890 code for a protein of 248 amino acids. The transcript is spliced from 7 exons. Gene Ontology annotation, biological process: regulation of apoptotic process. Gene Ontology annotation, cellular component: nucleus.